GGAUACGCUUCUUCUUCUCUGCUAACGUCUUCUAGGGUCUUUUGGAAGCAACCCAUGAUCCAAUCAUCACGUAUUCUCUAAUCCAUGCUAUUGUCUUCAAGCCUUCUCACAGAUCGUGGUGGUGGUCCAUGCACUGUGGGAUUGCUCUUGUUGAAUCUUCUUAUCUCCUCGUCUUGAUUGUGGAGGAUGCUUUGCUCUGUGGGUGAUGGUUCUGAUGGAUCGUUGUCUUCUCUGAGCUACAUCUCCAGACCAUCGAGAUUAAUGUGUGGGAGGGUUUGAAGAGAAGAAAGAAACAUUGUGAAAGUGAAUGGUUUGCGUAUGAAGCUAGAACCAUACAAGGAGAUUGUGUCUGCUGCUUUGUUUGACAUUAUAGCUCAGGAUGCAAGCAAGGUUAUUGGUGGGAUGAGAGGUAUGACUGGAUUGCUAUGAGAAACCUCAUUGCUUGAUCCAUAUGAGGCUAUACACUUUAAGGGGCUUGUCUCGUGUUUGAUGCUAAUAGAUUGGUUAUCUGAUCUAUGUAACCAGGGACAACAAUCUUGCUCAGCAAUUCAGAUAGGCUUCAGAUGCAGAGCUCUACCGACCUGGUUUGCCUUGAAGGUCUUUCCCAAAGAUCGUGGAGGUUCAAGGCCUUGUUGGAGGGAAGGAUGGUUUGCGUAUAACUUCGAGUCUUCACAUACUACCUAUUGUUUUUUUGAUUAACUAAUGGCUAUUGUUGGUGAGAUCGUGGAGGUUCAAGGCCUUUCUGGAGGGAAGGAUGGUUUUCGUAUAACUUCGAGACUUUUCUUUCGUGUGCUCUCAGUCUCAGGUGGUGCAUUAAAUGGCUUCAAGCUUAUUUUCUCAUGCUUGAUGACAUCAUGGACAACUCUGUCACACAGUGUGCUCAGCCUUGCUGGUUCGGACCGCCAAAGGUUUUCGAGGACACGUUUGGAAGACUCGAUUUACAAGAACACCUCACAGCCUCCGUAUCUUUUCCGGCCUGCCUUAGCUAAGAGUAAUCUAUCUAUGGUCCCAUUACUCGGCAAGGUUCCGAGCCAGCCAAGCAAUGGCCAAGGAGACGCCCUUGUUAGCCUUCAAUCAGGUCUUUCCGGUUCUUGGUGUGGGUUUAACGGGAUCUUUGUUUGCCAACUUCUCUCGUCCAAAGCGUGGGUGGGGAUCACAGAGAGGUUAUGCAAUUUUGCUUUUUAAGUUUUGUUUACAAUUACAGUUUAGGGUUAAUUAUUUGUUAACCAUGUUUCUUCUCAUUUUUAUAUUGUGUAGCAGCAGAUCCGAGAUGGUUUUGAAGAAUGGACAAGUGUCAUUACCUUCAACAGACCAACCACAGGAGGAGGUGGUCUUUUAUUUGCGCAUUG
Molecule: messenger RNA, 1349 nt
Organism: Camelina sativa (false flax)
Lineage: Eukaryota; Viridiplantae; Streptophyta; Magnoliopsida; Brassicales; Brassicaceae
Source: RefSeq, a predicted model, not a curated record